Molecule: messenger RNA, 736 nt
Organism: Rattus rattus (black rat)
Lineage: Eukaryota; Metazoa; Chordata; Mammalia; Rodentia; Muridae
Gene: Npb
Product: neuropeptide B
Exons: 2
Coding region: 193-576 (127 amino acids)
Biological process (GO): feeding behavior; G protein-coupled receptor signaling pathway
Molecular function (GO): G protein-coupled receptor binding
Source: RefSeq, a predicted model, not a curated record
GAGUUCUCGGGCCUUGCAGGGUGUGAGAUCCCACUCAUUUUCUACACGCAGCCUGUCUGUUGCACUCCUUCCUUUCGCCCGCUCCUCGGCCCCCCUCCCUGCCUCUGUCCCCGCCCCCAUUGUAAAUAUAAAGCGCUGCCUGGUUCGCAGACUUGAGCAGCUACAUUCUGCCUGCCCCUGCCGCACAGCUCCAUGGUCCGGUGUAGGACGCUGGUGGCCGCCGCCCUGGCGCUGCUCCUGACGCCAGCCCUCGCGUGGUACAAGCCCGCGGCAGGAUCCCACCACUACUCGGUGGGCCGCGCUGCGGGGCUACUGUCGAGUUUCCACAGGUUCCCGUCCACGCGACGUUCCGAGUCUCCAGCACUCCGGGUGGGAACGGUACCUCUGCGCAACUUGGAGAUGCCUGGUGGGACAGGGGCGGGCCCUCAGCCUCCACCGCCUACCCAGGCCCUGUGUGUCAAAGAUGUGACCCCGAACCUGCAGAGCUGCCAGCGGCAACUCAACAGCCGAGGGACUUUCCAGUGUAAGGCGGACGUCUUCUUGUCGCUGCACAAGGCUGAAUGCCAAAGCGCCUGAACCCCAACCCAAACCUCGACGCUGCGGCCACUGACUCCCCCUCCCAGCCACCCCGUUACUCCCAGUCUUGCUAGCACAGGCCCUGUGUGAUUUGGCUCCUGUGGCCCCUAACUCCCACCAUGCUCCAAAAUGAAUAAAGAAGCAAAACUGUCUCUGCUAA